CGCUGCCCGGAGCCGGGUCGGGCGUUUGAGAACUUUCGGCGCGUGGCAGCUGCCGCCGGCUCAACGCUUCCCCAGGUGCUGGGACUGCUAUCCCGUGGUUCAGCUCCACGGCUGUGCGUGGGGACGUGGCUGAAGCACAGCUCCCAGCGCUGGCGUGGAACGCAGCGUAUGAAGUCACAGUGGGAUGCAUGCCUUUGCUUCCAUGUUGGAUUUUAGCUCUGGGAGUUUGGUGCAUCUCAGCAGCAGCGUUCUUUCUUUAGCACUUUAGCUGGAAAGGAAGCAAAGCAAUGAGGAGAUUUGUUUACUGCAAGGUGGUGCUGGCCACUUCUCUCAUGUGGGUGCUUGUGGACGUCUUCUUACUUCUGUACUUCAGUGAAUGCAAUAAAUGCGAUGACAAGAAGGAGAGGUCCCUGCUGCCUGCUCUGAGGGCUGUCAUUUCCAGAAACCAGGAAGGACCCGGUGAGAUGGGGAAGGCGGUGCUCAUCCCAAAAGACGACCAGGAGAAGAUGAAAGAGCUGUUUAAAAUCAACCAGUUUAACCUUAUGGCCAGUGACCUGAUUGCUCUGAACAGAAGCUUGCCAGACGUGAGGCUGGAUGGGUGCAAGACCAAAGUGUACCCUGACGAGCUCCCAAACACCAGUGUGGUCAUCGUGUUCCACAACGAGGCCUGGAGCACCCUGCUGCGCACUGUGCACAGCGUGGUCGCCCGCUCCCCGCGCCGCCUGCUUGCCGAGAUCAUCCUGGUGGACGAUGCCAGCGAGAGGGAAUUUCUGAAGGCCUCCUUGGAGAACUAUGUGAAGAAGCUGGAGGUCCCAGUGAAGAUCCUCCGGAUGGAGCAGCGGUCAGGGCUGAUCCGUGCAAGGCUGCGGGGGGCUGCAGCUGCCCGGGGGCAGGUGGUCACCUUCCUGGAUGCACACUGUGAGUGCACCCGUGGCUGGCUGGAGCCAUUGCUGGCCAGGAUCCGGGAGGACAGGAGGACUGUUGUGUGCCCCAUCAUCGACGUGAUCAGUGAUGACACGUUUGAAUACAUGGCUGGGUCAGAUAUGACUUAUGGAGGCUUCAACUGGAAGCUGAACUUCCGCUGGUAUCCCGUGCCCCAGAGGGAGAUGGACAGGAGGAAGGGGGACAGAACCUUGCCUGUAAGGACCCCUACUAUGGCUGGUGGCCUAUUUUCUAUUGACAGAAACUACUUUGAAGAGAUAGGAUCUUACGAUGCAGGAAUGGAUAUCUGGGGUGGAGAGAAUCUUGAAAUGUCUUUUAGGGUUUGGCAGUGUGGUGGCUCCCUUGAGAUUGUCACAUGCUCACACGUUGGCCAUGUCUUCCGUAAAGCAACCCCUUACACCUUUCCUGGUGGCACAGGACAUGUCAUCAACAAGAACAACAGGAGGCUGGCAGAGGUCUGGAUGGAUGAGUUUAAAGACUUCUUCUACAUAAUAUCCCCAGGUGUUGUGAAGGUGGAUUACGGCGAUGUGUCAGCCAGGAAAGCGCUGAGGGAAGCCCUGAAGUGCAAACCCUUCUCGUGGUACCUGGAGAACAUCUACCCCGACUCGCAGAUCCCGCGGCGCUACUACUCACUGGGAGAGAUCAGGAAUGUUGACACCAACCAGUGUUUGGACAACAUGGGCCGUAAGGAAAACGAGAAAGUGGGCAUCUUCAACUGCCAUGGCAUGGGAGGGAACCAGGUGUUUUCCUACACGGCAGACAAGGAGAUCCGCACGGAUGAUCUGUGCCUGGACGUGUCGCGGCUGAACGGCCCUGUGACCAUGCUCAAAUGCCACCACAUGCGAGGGAACCAGCUCUGGGAGUACGAUGCUGAGACCCACACAUUUCUACACAUAAUCACCCAGUCAUGCCUGACACUCAGCAGGAUAGAGGAUGGCACCCAUGGUCCCACCGUGGAGGCUUGCAAUGGUAGCCCCUUGCAAACUUGGAUGCUAAGGAACUACACCAGGCUGGAAGUCUUUAGAAACAUUUUUUACAGCCCCACUGAUUAUUUCCUUUAACAAGCUGUUGGAGAAGCUCACCCUGAGGCACGUCAACAGCAACCAGUGCCUGGACGGGCCGUCGGAGGAGGACAAGCUGGU
This is a messenger RNA of Centrocercus urophasianus (Greater sage-grouse), 2084 nucleotides long. It is a transcript of the gene GALNT13, whose product is annotated as polypeptide N-acetylgalactosaminyltransferase 13. Gene Ontology annotation, cellular component: Golgi apparatus. NCBI's taxonomy places the organism in Eukaryota, Metazoa, Chordata, Aves, Galliformes, Phasianidae. The record is from RefSeq and is a predicted model, not a curated record. The coding region runs from base 288 to 2003 and encodes 571 amino acids. The transcript is spliced from 14 exons.